CCCCGUAUUAUAAAACUUUUGACUUACCAUAAUAGUAACUCCCCGAGUUACUAUUAUGGUAGUUACCAUCAAUGGUAACUACCAUCGGAGCUUAAUAUCCGUUGCAUAAAACCGAUAUUAACUAAUAUAAGAAAAACCCGCGAAUGGUCUUCUUGGACGAGCCAGAAAUUUUAGCGCAUGCGCAAUACCCGUCGUCUGCUAGAUAUAGCCACUGAGAUAAACACCGAAGACGGCUGCUGCUAAUCUACAAUUAUCGUCAAUCGAAAUGGUGAAACGCAGGCCGAACUUGACAGGUCGGGAUGUCCGCUGCCUGGCAGACUACGUAAAAAAGAACCGCCAAGCUUUGUUCGGCAAAGCGGGGAACUGUGUGGAAAAGAUCAAAAAACGAAAAGAGGAUGCAUGGGCCCUAGGGCUCGUAUCCCUAGAGGCCCAGGGACUCCAACCAGGUAGAACAGUAAAGGACUUGCGUCUUACCUGGAACGAAAUGGCGGCAAAGGCUCGAAAGUACAGGGACUCAAAGAACAAGACAGGAGGUGGACCACCAGUGGAAUAUAAUGAGAAGCACGAGGCAGUACUGGAGGCAAUGGUGGAGGAGAGUGUGGAGGGCAUUCUGGGGCCAGAAGAGGAGGCUGGAUACCUAGCUCUCCCUUCGAGCCAAAUGUCACAGACAGCAGAAAAUGCCAUGGCUGUGGCCAUGAUGGUUAACACCAUGGUGGGUGGCAUAUCUGUGCCGGCCCGGGACCCACAGACCAGUACUAGUGCAGCCAGCAGUGCCGGACCACCAAUAGACCAGCCUGUUCUAGUAGGGGAUAGCACGGCCAAAGACACCAAAAAGCCAAUCAGCUGUUAUGAAGAGAGACUUUUGGAGAUAGAGGAGGAAAAGUUAUUAGUCAUGAAGCGUGCGCUUCACGUUUUCGAAUUAUUUGUCUUUAAUCAAAAAGAGGUUUAAAAUUGUUACUUUGUUUGUUUUGCAAAUUCCAUGUUAAUUUUGUUUUUAUUCAUGAUAACUUUACCUUUCAGUAUUCAAAAAGAUUAUAUCAUUGUGCAUUUUGGAACUAAGGAAAUUAGGUUUCCCAGAAAUCUAAUAUGAAUAUGUCGUUAUUAAAAAUGAAUUGACUAUGCAUGAGCGUUCCACGGGACUCCCCCCCCCCCCAGUCAGGUUUGGAUGAAAUAUGUGGCCUGCUUCUGAAUAGAACAAAUUACAAAUUCAGGAGAUAAACUCUUCCCAUAUAUUAUACUGUAAAUUAACUGCAUCUAAAGAUAACAAUGUUAUGAGGCCAAU
Strongylocentrotus purpuratus (purple sea urchin) is the source of this 1282-nucleotide messenger RNA. RefSeq lists its product as uncharacterized. The record is from RefSeq and is a predicted model, not a curated record. The transcript has 5 exons. NCBI's taxonomy places the organism in Eukaryota, Metazoa, Echinodermata, Echinoidea, Camarodonta, Strongylocentrotidae. The coding region runs from base 266 to 949 and encodes 227 amino acids.